GUUUCCUCCCACUAAUGGUUGACAGAGUCAACACAGCUAAAUAUAACCGCAACACAAGAGCAAGCGUCCAGCCCAGUCUGCAGCAGUAGUCCUGCUCUCCACGAACAUCAACACAAACAGAGAAGACACGAAACAAACACCAAAUAAUGAGCCCCGGUAGCCCCCGCUGCCACCUUCACCUGUCUGCCAUCCAUUCAUCAUCUGAGUCACUCAACCAAAACAGCAGACUGGCCAAGGUGUGUGUAGUGUGUGCGUGGCUGGAGGAGGAGUCCUGCAGCUCCUGUCAGAGCAGUUGUUCCCAAUACCACCCGGCUGAGGAGUGAGGCAGGACCCAUUUAAGGACUCAGAGAUGGACCACACUGUGAAGACAAAGACUUUGGCUCAACCCCAAAGAACAUCAAGACAUAUCCAGGGAACUGCCGGACACCUGUAGCUUUGGAGGACUAACACGAAGGAUGGAAGAGGAAGAGGAGGCCACGGUCCCAGAGGCUCCAGAGGAAGCAGAGUCCCCAUACCUGUACCUUGACCCUCCCUCGGACCCUCUCGAACCCACAUAUGCUGCCUUGUACCUCAGCUCAGAACCCCCGCACCCUUCCCCAGACGUACCCUCCCUUCCAGACGCCCAAUUGCCCGCAGAGGACUCUGAUCCCGAGUCCCCGCGCCCUCCACCAGAGCCAGCCCCAGAGGCCCCGCCCCUGGCCACAGGGCUUCCGUGUCCUGCGACGUUCCCCGCCUCGCCAGCAGCGGGCGCUGCGGAGGAGGCAGGCCAGCCGUCCAGAGACAGCCGUAAACUGGACUGCAUCAUCUGCUACUGCGGCUUCAACCUGAGUGAGAGGCUGCCUCGCAGGCUGUACUGUGGACACACCUUCUGCCAGGCCUGUCUGCGCAGGCUGGACACCAUCCUCAACGAACAGAUGUGGAUCCCCUGCCCACAGUGCAGGCAGAACACCCCCCUGCCACGUGGGGGAGCUACAGCUCUGGACCUGGAUCUGGCAGCCUUCCUGGGGGUGAAGGCCGAGAUGGACGGCCACCAGAGGAGCAGCCCCAGGCAGGGAGUAGAGACAGGCGUCUCUCAGCUGGAGCACAAGCUCUCCUUCGGGAAGCAGUCGAUCAUGGAGCAGCCCCCUGGGUCCACCUGGGCCCACGGAGGACUAGCCGAGCCCCGAUUUCACAGGAGCCCCUGCUGCCAGCGCUGUCUCUUCUGCUGCUGGUGGUGCUGCUAG
Hypomesus transpacificus is the source of this 1223-nucleotide messenger RNA. RefSeq names its product ring finger protein 224 (gene rnf224). Bases 456 to 1223 code for a protein of 255 amino acids. NCBI's taxonomy places the organism in Eukaryota, Metazoa, Chordata, Actinopteri, Osmeriformes, Osmeridae. The record is from RefSeq and is a predicted model, not a curated record. The transcript has 4 exons.